CGAAGAAACAACUCUCAGCUAAAUAUAAAACCACCGUGUGCCGAGAGAGAGCCGAGAGAGAGCCGCUAACACACCUCUCAGAGCGAUGUCCACUAAUGAAGACUAUGCUGAAGAGGAGCUCAGUGACUACAUCAUCCAGCUCAGUAUUCAAGACUCCUGCCAGGAUGCCUUUCUGAAAUCUGCAGCGAGAAGCACCGACGGAUGAGAAUCUGAGAGUCCUGGCUGCCAUCGAGCAAGGUGAGGUGUUGAUGCUCAGAGGGAUGCUGAGACACAUCUGCACCUUCCAGGAGUCCGACGGUCACGGCUGGUUUCCCGUCCAUCGAGCCGCGAUGCAGCCGGACCCCGAGGUUCUGCAGACCGUCCUCAAAUUGGCCGCUCAGGGGCUCAGCCUGGAGGAGAGGACGGCGGUGGGGGGGGAGACGGCGCUGACUCUGGCAGUGAAAGGCGGUCUGGUGCAGAACGUGAAGAGCCUGCUGGAGCACGGAGCGUCGCCGCACAACACUAACAGCAAGAACGAGUCCCCGCUGCUGCUGGCGGUGAAGGCUGGCUCUCUGGAGAUGACACAGUUGCUGGUGGCUCACGACGCCUGGGUGGAGCAGGUUUGCAGGAAGCGGUGGACGGCGAUGCACGAGGUGGCCAAGGUGGGAAACGUGGAUAUCCUGAUGCUGCUGCUGAGGAACGGAGGCCGGGUGAACCAGAAGAACCUGUCGGGGGGGACGCCGCUCGCCGUGGCUGCAGAGCAUGCGCACUACCACAUCAUCGAGAUCCUGCUGAACUGUGGUAGCACAGUGAACGCUCAGGCCUGUAAUGGUGAGUCUGUCCUGCUGGACGCAGCCGGGUCAGGAAACACCUCCUGCAUUCAGCUGCUGCUCGACAACAGAGCCGACCCCAACCUGCCCAGCACCACCGGACACCUGCCGCUCCACAAGGCCGCGUUCAACGGACACUUGGAUGCUCUGAAGAUGCUGAUCCCUCUGACCACUAAGAAGGUGAUCAAAGCGGCGGGUCAGAGUCCUGUCCACUCAGCAGUGGAGGGAGGCCAGAGUCGCUGCCUGAAGCACCUGCUGGCCUGCGGCUUCGACGUCAACUACCGCAUGAACACCAGAAACUCCGAGAACUACAGCGACAGGAGGAGGAGCGCCUUGUACUUCGCCGUCUCUAAUGGGGACGCGGAGAGCACCAAAAUCCUGCUGGCGGCCGGAGCGAGGACGGACCUGGACCCACUGUGCUGCCUCCUGGUGGCGGUCCGGUCGGGGCGCUACGACAUCGUGAAGCUGCUGCUGGCGGCCAAAGCAGACGUGAACUGCUACUUCACGGUGCUGAACGACACGGUGUUUCCCACGGCGCUGCAGUACUGCCUGAAGGACGAGGCGAUGAUGAGGCUGCUGCUCAACCGCGGCUACAACGUGGAGCGCUGCUUUCACUGCCACCACGAUGACGCUCUCCAUGAAGCCGAUGAGGGGGAGGGGAAGAUUCCAUUCUGUGAGUUCAUGAGCCUCUGCUGCGUCAUGCAUCUGUCCGGCACCGUGGUCCGGACCCUGCUGGACUACGUCAACCACGUCCACAUCUGCUCCAAACUCAGACUGCUCCUGGAGAAACAGAGAGAGUGGCCGGACAUCUGCGAUAUCCUCAACAGCCCUCGCUCCCUGCGGCACCUCUGCAGACUGGAGAUCCGGAGGCGUCUGACCCUGAAGAGACUCAACAAACCCGAAGUCAUGGACUCGCACGUUUUCCCCCCCAGACUGAAACACUUCAUACUGUACCAGGAGCUCGACCUCUACAGCCAGGACCUCGAACGCAUCAUGUGAUGAGGAUUUCCUCUGCUGGAUUCCUGCUUGUUUUAAAAGGACUGUUUCUGUUAAGCUUUGUUAUGUCUGGUUUUUAUAAGCACCGUUUUGUUUUUACAACUUUAUUAUUUCCUCCAUCAAGAACGUUUUUGGUUCAGUUUGUUGGUUUGUUUGUCAGCAGUGUUUCGGAAAAACUACUGGUUUUAUUUUCAUAAAGUUUGGCGGAAAGGUGCAGGCUGGGAAUAACUAAAUACAUUUUGGAGUGGAUUCAAAUCAUGGAGCAGUCACAAACUGUUUCUUGUUCUUGGCCGAGAUCGACACUCUUUAACUUGAUCAAUUUAUAAUUUUUUGAAGAAGCCUAGUUUCUAUCAGGUGUUGUUUUUCAUUUCAGCCAAUUUACUGCAAGUUCAAUCCACUUUCAAAUCUUCCAACCAUUCAACAAAUCAAAUCCCUUUGACCCGUUAGGGAUGGGUGUUAAUGAUUGGUCUGUCAUUAAGAUAACUCUAUUUCUCCUUUACAGUCUUUAAUGACAUUCAUAAUUUACUAAAUAUUGGCUGAUGGUCAAAGUUAAUCAAACAUUUAUGAUACUUACACUUUAUGUUUGGAAGGAUAAUUUCCACAUAUUAACAUUAACAGUAAAAAGUAAACGCUAAGCUAUAAAGGAACUACAGCACGGUCACAUGACUUCACCUCACCACCGCUAAGCUAAAGGAGGCUAAUGUUGGGCUAUAAAGGAACUACAGCACGGUCACAUGACUUCACGUCACCGACGCUAAGCUAAAGGCAGCUAAUGUUGGGCUAUAAAGGAACUACAGCACGGUCACAUGACUUCACGUCACCGACGCUAAGCUAAAGGCGGCUAAUGUUGGGCUAUAAAGGAACUACAGCACGGUCACAUGACUUCACGUCACCGACGCUAAGCUAAAGGCGGCUAAUGUUGGGCUAUAAAGGAACUACAGCACGGUCACAUGACUUCACGUCACCACCGCUAAGCUAAAGGAGGCUAAUGUUGGGCUAUAAAGGAACUACAGCACGGUCACAUGACUUCACGUCACCGACGCUAGGCUAAAGGCGGCUAAUGUUGGGCUAUAAAGGAACUACAGCACGGUCACAUGACUUCACGUCACCGACGCUAAGCCAAAGGCGGCUAAUGUUGGGCUAUGACUUAACAUUAACAUUUAUUAUUGUUGUUGUUUCAGAAAACUGUUCUUUUGCUGCUUCAUUGUGAUUAAAAUGGUUAAAUAUAAAAUAUGUCUUCCUUUUGAAUUGUGUUGAGGACAGGAAGACAUUUAUAUUCCCCCCCUUAACAGUGUGUUAUUGAGCUUCAAUAAGUGUGAGUAAAUAGACUCAGAGAAAAGAGCAAAAAGGUACUUCAAAAUGCUAAUCAAAGAGGUCAAAGAUCAGCCGCAGCUGGAGAUCAGGUUAGAGUCAUUUCCCUCUUGAAGCCUCUUCAGUAUUUCAGCAGGUUGUUUUUUAACGGUGUUUUGAACACACGGGCGGAUCAUAA
Eleginops maclovinus (Patagonian blennie) is the source of this 3294-nucleotide messenger RNA. Its product is annotated as ankyrin repeat and SOCS box protein 15-like. Gene Ontology annotation, biological process: intracellular signal transduction. Bases 249 to 1808 code for a protein of 519 amino acids. NCBI's taxonomy places the organism in Eukaryota, Metazoa, Chordata, Actinopteri, Perciformes, Eleginopidae. The transcript is spliced from 10 exons. Gene Ontology annotation, molecular function: protein binding. The record is from RefSeq and is a predicted model, not a curated record.